Messenger RNA from Necator americanus (New World hookworm), 1062 nucleotides. RefSeq lists its product as uncharacterized. The coding region runs from base 1 to 1062 and encodes 353 amino acids. The record is from RefSeq and is a predicted model, not a curated record. The transcript is spliced from 9 exons. Gene Ontology annotation, cellular component: cytoplasm. NCBI's taxonomy places the organism in Eukaryota, Metazoa, Nematoda, Chromadorea, Rhabditida, Ancylostomatidae. Gene Ontology annotation, molecular function: glycosyltransferase activity.
AUGAAUAUAUCGCUUGUGGCUGCAUACGAGUAUCCUGAACAACUGAACAUCGUGAUUUCGUCACGAAACAAAUUUGGUGAUAUUGUCUAUUGCCGUUAUUUUGACAAGUAUAAACAAGAGCUUGGACAGGCAUUCAGAAGUGUUGUAUUUCCUGAAUUCAAUGUGCAUUGUUUGCGGCGAAAUGGGGCCAAAUUCAUGUCAUUAACAGACACGCCCACCGCAGAGUACGAGUUCCCCGUGCCCAUCAUCGAUCGGACGCAAAAUGAGGUGGAACACUUUUUCUCAGUUUGCGUGGCUCCAAUCUAUGGCAAAGAGCCGAAAUGGAUUCUACUAGCAGAAUUUAUCGAGCACUACAAACUGCAGGGUGCAACACAUUUUUAUGUGUAUUCGAAGUACAUUGAUGAGUACAGUCGAAUCCUACUCGAUGACUAUGUUCGAACUGGAGAUGCUGAGGCGAUCAUUCUACAUGAUCGCUUUGAAAGAGCAGAUGACCGAUGGCAAGCAGUCGAAUUGCAGGAUUGUCUUCUUCGAGCUCGUCGACAUUCACGAUGGAUCGCGUUAAUAGAUCUUGACGAGCGACUAGUGCUAACUGGCUUAAGCGGAACAAUCUACGAUUAUUUAAAAAAUAUCUCCGAUCCGAAAAUUGGCGCAAUUCGAUUCAGACAAAGGUGGAUUUUGAGAAAUCAGUCAUCUCCAGAACGUUAUUGUAGUCAGGAGCAGGUUAGCAAAUGGAUGCCAACACGACGAUAUCACAACACUUCACAUGUGGAUCCACUUGAUAGCCCUAGCAAAUGCAUCAUAGAUCCAGAGAAGGUGCUGGUGAUGGAUGUUCACAGUGUGAGGAAAUUCUUUGAUGAUUAUCGGGCGUAUAGCCUGGAAAUUAAUGAGGGUAUCAUAAGACAUUAUCGUGAUAUCAUAUCCGGUAAUUGGGGUGAUAAAAAUCUGCAAAAAGUGAAGAAGAAGGGAGAUUUCUCAAUGACUGAUUAUCCGAAGCAGUUUGAAUCAGAUUUGCUGGAAAAUGUCAACAAACGAUUGGAAUAUGUUUAUGGAAGUCCGUUAUAG